This is a messenger RNA of Colletotrichum abscissum, 1341 nucleotides long. RefSeq lists its product as uncharacterized. Gene Ontology annotation, biological process: transmembrane transport. The coding region runs from base 1 to 1341 and encodes 446 amino acids. Lineage: Eukaryota; Fungi; Ascomycota; Sordariomycetes; Glomerellales; Glomerellaceae. The transcript is spliced from 6 exons. The record is from RefSeq and is a predicted model, not a curated record. Gene Ontology annotation, molecular function: transmembrane transporter activity. Gene Ontology annotation, cellular component: plasma membrane.
AUGGACAGCGAUAAUUACGACUCCCAGUCGGGCGAUGACGCCGAGAAGUAUUCCGUGCCUUCGGCAUGGCCACCCACCGACCGGGAUUCCUUCGAGGUAUCUUUUAAUGGGAUCGACGACCCUUUUUGCCCACACAGCAUGCCACUGUUUCGGAAGUGGACCAUCGUUACAAUACUGUGCAAUGUAACGAUUUGCGUUACCUGCACUAGCUCAGCAUACACAUCCACAUACACCCAGAUGAAUGCCGAAUUUGGCACAUCAUCUCUUGUCUCCACUCUCGGACUGUCAACGUUCCUCUUGGGUAUUGCCUUCGGGCCACCAAUGAUCAGUCCUUUGAUUGCAAAGAACAUUCAAACCAUACUGGUUACUCGAUUCUUCAGUGGUGCCUUUGGCGGUACCUUCCUCUCAGUGUCAGGAGGGACCGUGGGCGACAUCUUCCUACCACACCAAAUCCAACACCCCAUGUCUCUUGUGUCGCUAGUGCCGUUCAUGGGGCCUUGCGUGGGCCCAAUAGUCGGCGGAUUCAUCAACUACAACAUCAAUUGGCGAUGGACCUAUUAUAUCAUGAUCAUCUGGUCUUCGAUUUUGAUGGCCAUUAUUGUAUUUUUCACGCCCGAGACCUUUCAUCCAAUCAGGUUAUACAUGAAGGCCAAGCACCUCCGCCAGCAAACUGGCGAUGACCGGUAUAGAGCGCCGAUGGAGAAGAAGAGCGGAGAUGUUCAGCCGUCGAAGGCUUCCAUCAUAGCAGCCUCCAUGCUACGACCCUUACAGUUCAACUUCUUGGAGCCUAUGUGCCUCUGCCUUAACGUAUACUCGGCAAUCUUACUGGCUAUACUGUACUUGUUCUUUCUGGCGUUCCCGCGCCUCUUCCGAACGGAGUAUGGGAUGAACCUAUGGCAAGGUGGUCUUACAUUCCUUGGCAUUAUUGUAGGCAUGUGCUUGGCUGCAGCAUCAUCACCAGUCUGGUCCAACAUCCGCACGCGACUUGUGGAGAAGCACGGGACUAGUGAGCCGGAGUUCCGAUUACCGCCGGCUAUGUUGGGCGGGUUCCUGAUACCGAUCGGGUUAUUCUGGUUCGGCUGGACGAUAAGUCCCAAUAUCCAUUGGAUAGUACCAAUCAUCGGCUCCGGCGUCUUCGGCUGCGGAACGGUUCUAGCCUUUACUGGCAUUUAUACCUUCCUCAUUGAUGCGUAUGCAAAGUAUUCUGCAUCGGCACUGGCGUCUAAUGGACUGACUAGGUGCCUGUUCUCUGUUGCUAUGAUGCCCUUCCCAUGGCUGUUCUUCAAGUACGGCAAUGCUUUAAGGGGGAAGAGUAAGUUCGCGCUCCAUGACAAGAUGUAG